AUGCGAGGUCCGUGGCACGAGCCCGGGGACCCGGGUAGAUCAAUAAGCGCACGGGAAAAGGGCAACAACGCCUGGCACCACCCCGUGCCCCGUGCCAGGGACCCCUCACCUUCCCAGGACGACCACGAACGGCAGGGGCUUCCGGAGAGGAGGAAGGCGAGCCCCGCGGAGGGCGGCGCACCGGGGUCCCCGGGAGCCCGGCGCCUGGGGCCGCCCCGGCCCGGACCCACCGCGGCCCCGCGCGGUCCCCGGCCCCGCAGGGAGGCCGCGCGGCCUCGCCGGCGACCCAGGCCGCGGCCCCCACCGCCCGGCCCGGGCCCCGCGCCGAGCCGAGCCGAGCCGGCCGCGCCUCCCCGAGCGGCCGAGCGUGACGCGCGCACGCGCCGCGCGCCCAGGCCGCAGCGCCCGGCUCGCCGGAGGGGACCCCCCGCCUCCCGCGCCGGCCUUCGCUCCGCCCCGCCCCGCCCACCGGCGCUACGUCACGGGCGGCGCCGCCCCUCCGCCCCGCCCCCCGCGCGCGCUGAUGACGCAGCCGCCCUGACGUCAGCGCGGCCCCCAGGCUCCGCCCACCGAGAGCCCGGCGCGAGUCCUUCAGGCGCCGCGGCCGCGGCGGGCGGGGUCCCCGUCCCACCCGCGGGGCCCAGCGCGCGGGACGUCCCGGAAGCGCUCCGUCAGCUUCCGGAAGGCCCGCCGCGGCCCUCCACGCGACGGGGCCCGGCGGAGCGGCCGGAAGUGCCCGCGGGGCUGAGCCACGCCCGGAACGGCUCUGCUGCCACCGUCCCCGUGCACGGCGCCGUGCACCCCGGGCGGACUCGGAGGGGCGAGGGCCGGGCGUCUCGGCAGGGCGGCACGCCACCUGGCUUUGACUGA
Perognathus longimembris pacificus (Pacific pocket mouse) is the source of this 870-nucleotide messenger RNA. RefSeq names its product basic salivary proline-rich protein 2-like. Bases 1 to 870 code for a protein of 289 amino acids. Lineage: Eukaryota; Metazoa; Chordata; Mammalia; Rodentia; Heteromyidae. The record is from RefSeq and is a predicted model, not a curated record. The transcript has 2 exons.